AUGAUAUCAGGAAAGGAAUAUUCAGAGCGAAACAACAAAAAAUGUAUAGCUUCCUACUCAGCGGCAACCACCGCGCAGGCCGGACUUCACUCGCUGGCAACUCGCUCCGCUUCCUCCGCAGCCAUGUCUGCCAAACCUGAUAUGGCUGAGAUAGAGAAAUUCGAUAAGUCGAAAUUGAAGAAAACAGAAAUGCAAGAGAAAAAUCCACUGCCUUCAGAAGAAACGAUUGAACAGGAGAAGCAAGCAGGAGAGUCGUAAUGAGGCGUGUGCCACCCGUAUGUACUGUACAUUCCACAAG
Molecule: messenger RNA, 298 nt
Organism: Physeter macrocephalus (sperm whale)
Lineage: Eukaryota; Metazoa; Chordata; Mammalia; Artiodactyla; Physeteridae
Product: thymosin beta-4-like
Exons: 2
Coding region: 1-258 (85 amino acids)
Biological process (GO): actin filament organization; regulation of cell migration
Cellular component (GO): cytoplasm
Molecular function (GO): actin monomer binding
Source: RefSeq, a predicted model, not a curated record